CUCUCUCUCUCUCUCUUGAUUUUUCUCCUGCACCGACCGGCGCACAGCGGAUGGGUAAAGAGCGGUCCGAGAGCGCAACUCGUGCGCGCUUCUACAUCAAGAUUUAACCAUUACAACCAUCAAAAACCAUCAGAAGCCCAUCACCAGAUCAUCCCAGGCUUUCGGACCGAGAACUCAGGGGGGGUCUCCGGGAAGCUUUUAAACCGCGUGCAAGAAAAAAAGAGGGCCAUGCCUUUUGGCUGUUUAACGCUCGGAGAGAAGAAGGACUACAACAGUCCCACAGAAAUCACAGACAGAUAUGAUCUGGGCCAGAUUGUUAAAUCGGAAGAAUUCUGCGAGAUCUUCCGAGCCAAGGACAAGACGACGUCGAAAAUGUACACCUGCAAAAAGUUCCUGAAGAAGGACGGGAGGAAAGUGCGCAAGGCUGCGAAGAACGAGAUUUUCAUCCUGAAGAUGGUGAAGCAUCCUAACAUUCUCCAGCUUGUGGACGUCUACGAGACGAGAAAGGAAUAUUACCUCUUCUUGGAGCUUGCUACAGGUAGAGAGGUGUUUGACUGGAUCCUGGACCAGGGCUACUACUCCGAGAAAGACACCAGCAACGUGGUUCGGCAGGUGCUAGAGGCCGUGGCGUACCUACACUCGCUCAACAUCGUCCACCGCAAUCUGAAGCUGGAGAACCUGGUGUAUUACAACCGCCUGAAACACUCCAAAAUAGUCAUCAGUGAUUUCCACCUGGCUAAGCUUGAGAACGGGCUCAUCAAAGAACCAUGUGGAACUCCGGAGUAUCUGGCUCCAGAAGUUGUUGGGAGACAGAGAUAUGGCCGAGCCGUGGACUGCUGGGCUCUCGGAGUGAUCAUGUACAUACUACUUUCUGGCAACCCUCCAUUCUACGAAGACGCAGAUGACGACGAUUACGAGAACCAUGACAAGAACCUGUUUCGCAAAAUUCUGGCAGGAGAUUACGAGUUUGAUUCGCCGUACUGGGACGAAAUCUCUGACUCGGCUAAAAGUCUUGUAGCACGUCUUAUGGAAGUCGACCAGGAUCAGAGACUCACAGCACAGGAAGCCAUCAACCACGAGUGGAUAUCAGGAAACGCUGCCUCAGAUAAGAACAUCAAGGAAAAUGUUUGUGCACAGAUGGAGAAGAACUUCGCAAGAGCCAAGUGGAAGAAAGCCGUGAGAGUCACGACCAUCAUGAAGAGGCUGCGGGCUCCAGAGCACCACCAAUCUGCUGCUACAGCUCAACCUGGCGAGGGAGCUACAGACCCUGCAGGAGGAACACAGGAAAACCCCCAGGCUCCAGCCCAGGCCUCCACGGAGCCCCCUGCUGUUCUGGAGGCAUCUAACGCACAAGCUUCUUCAUCGUGCAACGGCGAAUCUCCAACUCCCCUCCCCUUUGCCACACAGCCCGGGGACGAGCAGAACGGCUAAACUCCGUAUCUCAGUCGUCCCUCCGACCCCCUACAUCCCUCGCAGCACACCCUCAGCUCUGUAAAUUAGCCUUUAGCAUGGUCAACCUGAGCCUGCUUCGCUCUCAUGCUAACAUUAGCAUCUCCAUGUCUUUUCUUGAGCUUCGUCUUUUCUUGUAUUUGCUAAUCUUACAAGCCAUAAAUGUCGCGUACGAUAUACACAGUUACUUACUCUAGAAUUACUUUACGUACACACACACACACACACACACACACACACACACAAACAUAUAUCCUUUGAGAAAUUUCGAAACUCUGAUUUUUUGAGUAAAGUAACUCUUUCAUGUACGCCUUACACUUUUUGUUGCUACUCAGGGGUGCCAACAUUAUUACUCACUGGUAAAGAUGUAGUAUUUACAAUCUCUGACUUCUGUGACAUUCCUGCUGUCACAAGCAGAAAAUGAUUCCCUUCAUUGGGAAGUCACCGAAUUGGAAAAGUACUGAUUGGCUCCUGUUUGAGCGAAUCAUUUCCCAUCUGUGGCUUCACAGGUCUCUCUGUUUGUAAAAAAAAGAUCCCAUCAACACGCCUCCAGCCAUGUUGGCACCUCUGGGUACAGCUUCGCUCCUGUGCUCAGGAAAACUUGCCGUGGCUCAUUAGCGAUUGUUAAAAAAAUAAAAAAAAUAAAAAUACGGUCUGUUAAUAUUCGAGUCCACAGAGACGUAGCCAAAAAAAAAACUGCAUGCGUUUUACGAUUUCCGUUUCCUGCCACAUGUUCAAAUAUGUCUGAAUAUCGGCCUUACACGGACAGUUCAGUCCCUCCUGGUUUAGCCAUUUCGAUUACAUAUUUAACACCAAAUAAUACAAUGAGAUUGGUACGGGAAGUGCGCUACAUGCUACACUCUAGCGGGAUGCACAGCUAGCCUGAGCUAGCUUUGCCAACAAAUGUACGAUACUCACAACACGAUUAUUGUGGCAUCCUAUGAGAUAACGAUUGAAUUCUUUUAGAACAUUUUUAUAGACACCAUACAAAAGCUACAUGUUAGUCGCCGAUUUGUUUCGGCUAGGCUAGGCUAAGCCAUGCAACGCUAUGCUAAUGACGGUAUAGUUUUAUUGUUUGUAAGUUAAAUGUGACGUGUGAACUGUUUUAGCCACUAUGCAUUCGAAGUCAGCAUUUGGAGAUUCACCAGGAGCUUCAGCCAAGACAUGCAGCUUGUGGGUGCUUUUUAUUUUAGCUUCUACUCUCAUAAAAAUCGUACAGUGUAGGCGUCUAAUUCUCAAAAAAUUACUUUGGAACAUUGAAGCUCUACGUUCCAUUUUGGGAGGCGGAGCCGGACAGAGCUUUGGUGUUGAUACCAAAAUAUAUUUAAAAAACUAAAUUGCGGUUGUCCAAGAUGGCCGCCCAAAAAUCGAGGGUCUGUCCAUGUUUCUAGCGGAAUUGUUCGUUUGUUUGUUCAUUUAUUUAUUUAUUGAAUAAUUAUGUGUUCAAUCCCAAAGCUAUUGACAUACUCAGUUUUUGUGUCCACGCUCCUACAUACUACACAUCCAAUAAAAAUAUAUAAUAUUAUUUACAAAAAUAAAUUCUAUAAUAUUUACAUUAAUAAUAGUCCAAUAAAAUAACCUUCUUUAAUUUACAAAUAUUUAUUCGUCCAUUGUACAGAAUUCUGUUACAUUUAUUUUACAUCGUAAUAUAUUUUGUCACUUGAAUCUACAUCAUAUAUACAUUUAUUUCGACAUUUCCAUGCAUUAUAGCAUGAAGUCCGAGGGAAAUCUCAUGAGCCGGGUCUCGGUUUCAGGUGGCAUGACCGAGGAGAUGUGUGU
This is a messenger RNA of Silurus meridionalis, 3228 nucleotides long. It is a transcript of the gene camkvb, whose product is annotated as CaM kinase-like vesicle-associated b. Gene Ontology annotation, biological process: peptidyl-serine phosphorylation. Gene Ontology annotation, molecular function: calmodulin binding; ATP binding; calcium/calmodulin-dependent protein kinase activity. The record is from RefSeq and is a predicted model, not a curated record. Gene Ontology annotation, cellular component: intracellular anatomical structure. The transcript is spliced from 11 exons. Bases 229 to 1431 code for a protein of 400 amino acids. NCBI's taxonomy places the organism in Eukaryota, Metazoa, Chordata, Actinopteri, Siluriformes, Siluridae.